AUGGAUAUGGUUGUUGUUGAUAUUGAAGAACAUUUUCAUUUAUUUGAUUAUGAUUAUGAUCAUGACGAUGAACAACUAGUCCAAGAAAUUCAACAACAACUACAAAGUCAUAAUUCAAAUCAAAUGGAAAUGAUUGAACAAAUGGUCAAUAGAAAAUAUGAAUUAGAAUUAUGGAGAGAAGAAAUUCAACAUUUGAAAAACUAUCAAAAAGAAAAUCAAUGGCCAUCAUCAUUUCGUUAUAUACAUGUGGGGAUACCAUCAUUUAUUGAAACUAUUACAGAUCAUAUUAUUCAACAACAAUUCAUUGAUCAACAUAAACAAAUACUUCAGGAUUAUAAACAUCAACUACUUCGAUUAUUGAUUACUAUGUCAGAAGAAAUUUGUUCAAAAAUACAAACUACAUUCAAUCGUGAUAUAUCUCUAUUCUGGAAUUAUCAACAUUCAUUACCUGUGAAAGAGCAAUUCUCUGAAACGAUAUUAAAUUUGAUUGAUCAACGUUUUAGUUUGAUGAUACGUAAAGUGCAUGCUAUUUAUUGUUAUUAUUAUCAUGAAAAAUAA
Rotaria sp. Silwood2 is the source of this 558-nucleotide messenger RNA. The record is from the annotation of a GenBank genome assembly. Lineage: Eukaryota; Metazoa; Rotifera; Eurotatoria; Philodinida; Philodinidae.